AUGCAACAAUCUGUUGUCUUUUCUGAAUGAAAGCUGACAAUUCUCCUUACCAUAACAAAUGCAAAAAAAUAGUCCUUGUGUUAGAAAAGCUUGGUUUGGAAGCCAUUGCUCCUUCUUCUUCUUCGCUUUGUUCUUGUUGUAGUGCACCAACUCCUCUCAUUUUCAAAACCCACCUUCCUUUUCAUCUUCCCAUCAAAUCCUUUUCAUUUCUCACCGUGAUUCAUCACAAUGCCGUUUCCCUGAACCCGCCACAAAAAAAGAGAGAGAAAAAAAAUAGUUUUUAUAUUAAACAAAUCAAUGGGGGCGGCACCGUCGACGCCGUACACGGUUGAGUAUCUCGUCGGAACCUUCGUCGGUGACGACUCCUUACCUCUCUCCUCCGACUUCUGGCAAAAGCUUCUCGAGCUUCCUUUCGAUGCCCAAUUGCCCUCACAACAAGUUCAUGAAGCUUGCAAGUUAUUAGCAAAAAACAACUGUAAGACGAGACAUCUUGCUAAGAUUUUGUUUCAUUUAGCAUGCUACUUGCAGGAAUUCAUGUCUACUUCUGGUGUGCCACCGUUGGAUCAUGAAAAGGCUGUUAAUGCAGUUUGCUUCACUUCAGUGUUCCUAAAACACUUGAUUGAAAGUGCCCAAGAUGGUGUUGUUGAGUUGUACCUGUCUCUCCAUGAUAACGACUCAAUACCAAAAAGUAUUUUGGGAGAUCAGACCAUUGAAAUUCUUGUUAUGAGGAAUGUGCUUAACUUUAUUGCAUCUGUAGAUUUGAGUCCCAAUACAUAUUUCCUACAUCUGGAGCUGCUUAAUUUUACGAUUAUUGCAAUGUCAACUCAGCUUCUGUGUGGGCCAUCUCCUAGAUUGAAUGAUGUGAACCCAUUUCUUGAUGCAGCAAUGGCUCUGGAUGGUCAUCUGGUUAGUUCAGUUGUGUGCAAACUGCUUUUAAAUUACAUUAGCCGACCUCGUGUUCCUUUUAAUAGAGCUUCUUAUCCCAUAUUUUAUGAUGGAAGUGAGAGUAGCAUGCUAAAGAGAGUUGGUUCUGCAGCUGCAAAUAUUGUUUUAUUGCCAUUCAGUUAUUUGAUCAGUUCAAGCAGUGAAGGUUCAAGAGAUCCAAUAGCAGAUAGCAGUCUUCAUGUGCUUCUUGUUCUAAUUCAUCAUCAUAAAUGUCUUGUGAGUGAGGGAUAUUCUGUUAUAGAGAAUCAAGUAUCUGCUUCUUCAGAUUCUUUACCUAAAGAGGACACAUAUUUUUCAGACAACCCUUACUGCAAGGCCUUAGAGCAUGCAACUAAUGGUGAAUUGGAUCGUGUAGAAUUUGAGGAUAAUGCACAUAAUGACCAGCAUGUAAAGUUACCUUUUUCACCAUUGUUUGAUACCCUUGGCAUGUGCUUAGCUGAUGAAACGGCUGUCUUACUUCUGUACUCAUUGUUGCAAGGGAAUUCCACCUUUCUGGAGUAUGUCUUGGUCCGGACUGAUUUGGAUACAUUGUUAAUGCCCAUUCUAGAAGCAUUAUAUGAUGCUCGAAGGAGAACAGCCAAUCAAAUUUACAUGUUGUUGAUUAUACUUCUCAUACUUAGUCAAGAUUCUUCUUUCAAUGCGGGAGUUCAUAAGCUGAUACUACCGACGGUUCCAUGGUACAAAGAACGACUCCUCCUCCAGUCUUCUCUUGGUUCCCUCAUGGUCAUCAUUCUUAUCAGAACUGUACAGUAUAAUUUGUCUAAACUCCGGGAUGUAUAUCUUCAUACAACGUGUCUGGCAACAUUGGCAAACAUGGCACCUCAUGUCCACCAUUUGAGUCCGUAUGCAUCUCAGAGGCUAGUCAGCCUCUUUCACAUGCUAUCAAGGAAGUAUAACAAAUUAUCUGAUCCCAGAGAUAAGAAGCUCAAUGAUGCAGAAAACAACUCAAUUGAAAUAAGUAGCUUUGUAGAUAUGUCAGCGGAGUUGCACAUAUAUACUGAUUUCUUGAGGCUUGUACUAGAAAUUAUAAAUGCAAUUCUGACUUAUGCAUUGCCUAGAAAUCCUGAGGUGGUGUAUGCGAUAAUGCACAAGCAGGAUGUCUUUCAGCCGUUCAAGAACCAUCCCCGCUUCAGUGAGCUCAUUGAAAACAUCUAUACUGUGUUAGAAUUUUUUAACAGUCGCAUGGAUGCCCAAAGAAUGGAUGGUGGAUGGUCAGUCAAUGAAGUACUCCAAGUGGUAAUUGUAAACUGUCGAUCUUGGCGUGUUGAUGGGAUGAAGAUGUUUACUCAACUGCACUUCACGUAUGAACAAGAGAGUCACCCAGAGGAGUUCUUCAUCCCAUGGCUAGUACUCUCCAAAUGUGAAUUUGAAUUCAAUGCAACAACUAUAAAUUUGUUUCCAGCUGAUAUACCUACCAAAAAACUUGACAAUGAGGUGGAAGGAAAUACAUUCCAAAGCAGUGACUUUGACCAAGUCUGAGUAUCAGCUUGAUCCGUUGCCAAGUACUCCAAUUCUGUUUGUGAAUAUUUGUAUAGAUAAAUUAGUUACAAAAAUGUAAUGUUCUCAUUCUUUUCUGUUCAUAAAUUUUGAGUGUAAUUGUUCACUCCUGAAGAUGAAAGUGGUUUGAGAUAUCCAUGUAAUGAAUAAAUGAUGAUGCUAACAUGUCAUCCAUGUUAUGUCAGUUUAUACAAGUUUGCCAUCAC
This is a messenger RNA of Vigna umbellata (rice bean), 2648 nucleotides long. RefSeq lists its product as uncharacterized. Lineage: Eukaryota; Viridiplantae; Streptophyta; Magnoliopsida; Fabales; Fabaceae. The record is from RefSeq and is a predicted model, not a curated record. Gene Ontology annotation, biological process: Golgi organization. Gene Ontology annotation, cellular component: Golgi apparatus.